This is a messenger RNA of Rubroshorea leprosula, 523 nucleotides long. NCBI's taxonomy places the organism in Eukaryota, Viridiplantae, Streptophyta, Magnoliopsida, Malvales, Dipterocarpaceae. The record is from the annotation of a GenBank genome assembly.
AAAACAAGUUGGCAGUCUCCUCAGAUUACUCAACAUGUCUGCUGCCACUAACGUUCUAAAGCUAUCUAUGAAAGUUAUAGAGAUGAGUUCUCCAGAAGCAUCAAGAUUGCCUAACUGGGAACAGAUGCUGCCUAAGAAGCUCCCAACUCCUUCCUCUUCCCCUUCUAAAGGCACCAAUUCUUUAACAACAUCAUCUUCAACUGCGGUUAAAACAGAUACAAGCCUUCCUUCAUCAGAUGGAAAGGUCUAGCUGGAAUUAAGUAUAGGAGCAUUUUUUCAACUUGUCUCUAACUAUAGCAUACAAGUCUUGGGGCUGCGCCAAUUGGAAGAAGGCACACAGUUUUGCAAACUAGUCUUCAAUGUGAUCCAAAAUACUUGAUCAGUCUGAUGUGCUCAUGGGUACAGGAUUAUAUGCAAUUGUAGAGUUGAACAUAUUGAUGCUUGGAUGCAAUCCAUUGUAAAGAAGAGUAGCACUUGAUUGCUGACAAUGAUGUAUUUGUAGGAUUAAAAGUCAAGAUUUAAG